AUGACCUUGCCGCCGAUCGCGUCGACCUCCAACUGGAGGCGAUCUCCCGCUUUCGGCACCCCUUCACCGCCCCCGCCAACCCUCCAUCCGCCCAAUCUGCCGUCGGAACCCUCGCUCUCGCCUGCCCAGUCACACUCCGAGUUGUCCGGGUCGUCAUCACAUGAUUCAGAUGGCGACACCGAGAUGAACGAGGCUAGCGAAGGGGAGGGUGAUGCGGAGACAGCACCACGGCAAGGCAAGGGGAAGGGGAAGGGCGAGCCAAAGAAGCAUGUGUGCAUGAUCUGCAGUCGACGCUUCAACCGUCCAAGUAGCCUGCGCAUUCACGGCAACACCCAUUCUGGCGCGAUGCCUUUCUCUUGUCCGCAUCCUGGCUGUGGGCGGGCAUUUAACGUGAAGUCAAAUAUGCGCCGGCAUCUGAGAAACCACACCUCUGAGCCAGAGGAUGCAUCGGGGACGAUGCUCCUUUUCCACAACACCUACCACUCCUCGUCUGGGCUGUCUACCUCGCUGCCUACCCCACUGGCGGGGACCGCAACGGUGGGCGUUACACCCUACGUCGAUGCGGCAUUUUCCGCUCAAGCCGCGUUGAGCGCCAAACGCCUUGCAAAUCGCUCCCAGCCCCAAUUUUUGCCAGCUAGCCCUUCGCCCCCCGUAGCAGUCGAAGCGGAGCGAUCGAGGGAAGAUUACCACUACCAAUCUCUCAUGAUUGCAACUCUCGCCAUGGCCUCGUCCAUUAAUUCAAACUCGGCUGGCGGUCCUCUACCAAUCCUACCCCGGCGUGCACCUUUGGUCGCUCGGUCUUCAUCAUAUCCCUCCUCAAGACCAACCCCGCCCCCAAUAAAACUCGUAGUCCAGCACGCUACCCCUCCCUCAGACGACGAGUCUUCUACUUCAACUUCAGACGACCAAUCCGUUAUUACAAUCCACUCAAAACGCAGUCGUGGUGUCCGUCCUCCUGAAGAGAGCACCCCUUUACCAUUUCCCGCUCGUCGGCCUCCUUCACCGCCAGAUGAGGUUACUCCCCGUCCUUCUGCGAUGGCUCGGCCUCUCGUCUAUUCACCAGGAGCAGGCAGUAUCUCUGGUUUACGGGCUCUCUCCACACCCACUCUCCCUUCCCUAGCUCCUCGAACUUCAAAAUCGACACAGGACGAUACCACUCCGCGUGUCAUCCGCAAAAAGUCUGGCGAACCCCUCAAGUCGUCACUCAAAUCCUCCACCCCUCGUGUUCGAGGAUCUUUGGAAGUGGUCAUCAACGGUGGUUCCGCUGUGGGUAGUAAAAGCGCGCCAACCACGCCAACCAGUGGAGCACGUGCACGAGUCCACUUCAACUCGCAGCUCGAGCAGGUCAAAUUGUUCCUCGCCGAGCAAAAGCCUCUGGCUGUGAGCCGAGACGGAUCGCCAACCGACGAUACGAGCGGAACAGAAGAUUUCCCUGACUACAUCUUUGGGCGAGAUGCUCAAACAGAUGACGAAGGGGCAUUGGAGAUGACUGUUGAGGUGCCGCCGCCAGGAGGAGAGCUGGAUGUCAAGUUGCAAACACUUGUGUUGACAGAGGACAAAACCGGUGUCGCCGGGACUGUUGCAGUGCGCAAUCUGGCGUUCGACAAGUGGGUAGCUGUCCGUUUUACGCUGGACGAAUGGCAAACCACAAGCGAGGUUACGGCUCGAUACUCACAUUCACUUCCUGGUGGGAUGGUCGACGUAUUCGCAUUCACCAUCCGUCUAAACGACAUUUUGGCGCGCAUCGAUGGUAAACAGAUGGCGUUAGCGGUGCGUUUCAAUGCGGCGGGUCGGGAAAUGUGGGAUAAUAAUCGCGGGAGGAAUUAUAUGGCGGUGUUCAAACGGGUACGCGGGGGUUGUGAACAGUCGAAAAGGAGGAGUGGCGAGGUUGCUGCUGAUUUGCGCACUCGAUUGGAGCGCGUCGUCAAGAUGCAGGAACAACAAGAAACACCGACAGUUCUUCGCGGGAACCAGAAGGUCGUCGAGCCCCCUGCAGCUGUUGGGUUUCGCAAUGGUGACUCUUUAGCUGCCCGUUACGACUUCAAUUCCUCUUCUCGUGACCCGUGGCGUCCUCAUCAACGAGCUCAGUCGCAUCCAAACUUGGACUCACCAUCUCCGCCGCAUACUUCCACUUGGCCGCGUUCACCCGCCAUUGUCCUUCAAAAGCCUCGUUCCAACUUGGGGUCACCACGCGAUGUAUCUGACGAUAUAAACUUUCGACCGUCGCUCUAUAUCACUUCUCCUGAAGACCAUCCAUUCGCUGUGCCCAAGCCGAGUCGCCAACAUCAACGCGGUUACUUCGACGUGCCAUUACGAGAUCCCGCAUCGCUGCGACGGACACCUCCAGGCACGCCACGGUUUCGUGAUUUGACGCCCAUCGGGAAUCCCGGACGCUAUAACUCUUUCCCGCCCCUUGAUGCUCGUGGUGUUGGUCUAGGUCUGGAUGUGGCGGGGAUGUCCAUGUCACGGGAAGGCAAUACGAGUGAGGACAGUACCCCCAGUUUCAUUAGCAGCGACGGGUCAACGAGUGGGACUACAUCUCCCAUAAGCCCGCCGGACUUGGUGACCUUGGAGUCGAGACUAGCGAUGACCUCUGAGCCAGAGUCGUCAUCUACGUAUCACAACUUUUUGGAUAAAUUCUGCUUCUACACUGGCGCCACAAGCGUUGAACCCAUUCAACGCACCCACUCUGCCUCCAGCGUCGAAGAAUUGUUGUCAACCAGUUCACCCCGUUCGCAUGGUUUCGCGUCGACAAGCUCACCACUGCUGCGAUUCGAUGACAGCAGUAGCGGUUCAUCGACACCAACUACAGCUCGCAGCAUAUCUUCUCCCACUCCCGUUGUUGCUUGA
This is a messenger RNA of Mycena indigotica, 2850 nucleotides long. Its product is annotated as CBM21 domain-containing protein. The record is from RefSeq and is a predicted model, not a curated record. Gene Ontology annotation, biological process: regulation of glycogen biosynthetic process. Gene Ontology annotation, cellular component: protein phosphatase type 1 complex. Gene Ontology annotation, molecular function: protein phosphatase 1 binding; glycogen binding. The transcript has 5 exons. NCBI's taxonomy places the organism in Eukaryota, Fungi, Basidiomycota, Agaricomycetes, Agaricales, Mycenaceae. The coding region runs from base 1 to 2850 and encodes 949 amino acids.